AUGGACACAACCGUUGCUAGCCUACCCCCUGCAGUGGGAGAUCUGCUCAUGAAGAACAUUGGCAUCAUACAGAUAGUGUCGAUGUAUUCCAUUAGUGCUUACAGUGCACUGGAAACCGGCUUUUUCACUUUCUUUUUCUUCAAAAAAUAUUGUGGCUUGUUAUUUUGGAGUAUGCAAGCCGCUUCCUGGGGAAUCAUUGUACAUGCCCUUCCAGCCAUGACCCGAUUCAUUUCUCAAUCAUCCAAUCUGCCGACAUCAAUUCCAUUCAUACUUGGAUGGUAUGCCAUGGUGACCGGUCAAGCUGUUGUGUUGUAUUCACGUGUACAUCUGCUCGCCCCCGCCGAAUGCAAACCACGAUGGAUGUUGUGGAUGAUUGUCGUGAACGCUUUCAUUCUUCAUAUCCCAAUGACAGUGUUGUUCUUCGGCCUCAACAGCGGAGUGGCGGGGCUUGCUCGUCCUGCUGCAAUAUUUGAUCGAAUCCAGUUGAUUGGUUUCUGCAUUCAAGAUCUCGUCAUCUGCAGUAUCUACAUCUAUCACACAGUUUUGUUGUUGAAAGACAGUCGUAACUUGCACAGAACUGGGAGCCACAAAGUGCUCGUCAAUUUACUCUGUGUCAACAUCCUGGUUGUGCUCAUGAAUAUUUUGCUCCUCGUCACGGAAUUCAAACUCCACUACAUCCAAGUCAGCUUCAAGACGGUGGCUUACAGUAUCAAGCUGAAACUGGAGUUCACUGUGUUGAAUGAUUUCCGUUCUUUCUUUUCCAAGUCAAUCUACCUUGACACUUCAGAGAUGAAAAUUCAGUCUCACCAAGAUGAUACGAGUUCAUCCAACGUGAGAUUGGAUAAUUCAAAUGCCACGUCGGGUGAGGUACAACGCAUGCCUCAAAGAUCGAGCGGGGCUCAGGCACAGCUACAGUAUGAUGGAUCGCUGCAUGAGACACGAGAUAAUAGCCAUCGGUCAGUGGAUAUCAUUGCACCCCCGCACAGUCUCUCAGACCAUACCUCAAGGCAUACACCCCAUGACUGGUCGGGGUUUUCAAGCGACCUCAAGCUGUCAUUAUCCCAAAUUUCGGCAAAGUCUGAUGUAUGA
Molecule: messenger RNA, 1089 nt
Organism: Penicillium manginii
Lineage: Eukaryota; Fungi; Ascomycota; Eurotiomycetes; Eurotiales; Aspergillaceae
Exons: 1
Coding region: 1-1089 (362 amino acids)
Source: RefSeq, a predicted model, not a curated record